AUGCGCACGAUCCGCGCGCUCACGAUCCGCGCCGACGCCGCGUCGACGAACGACGCCCAGCGACCGACGCGCGCAAAUCCCUCGCUCAAGGGGCGCCGCGCCGCGCUGCGUUCGAUCGCCGCGCCGCUCGUCCUCGGUUCGGUGUUCAACUUUGAGGGCGAGAAACCUCAAAACUUGGGCGUGCAAUCGUUCAACGGCGAGACGAUCGGCCUCGCGCUGUGCCCAUCGACGCCGAAUUGCGUCGGGACCGCCGAUGAGUUCAGCGACGCGCAGCACUACGUCCCGGCGUGGACGUACGUGGACGAGGAAAAGGUCGCGAGAGGCGCGGCGCGGACGACGCGCGAGGACGCAAUGGCGCAAUUAAUCGACGUCGUGGAGACGACGGAUUGCGAUGGAUUCGCGGCGACGAUCGUGGAUAAACGUGAAGAUUACUUGAGGGUGGAGUACAAGUCGAAGAUUUUCGGUUUCGUCGAUGACGUCGAGUUUUGGUUUCCGCAAGACCAGUCAGCCAAGGAAAAGGCGCGCGUGGAGUACCGCUCGGCGAGUCGACUGGGGCAGAGCGACGGCGACGUCAACCGUAAGCGCAUUCGCGCGCUUCGCUUAGCGCUGACGCAAAAGUACGGAUGGAAAUCCGUCGGGUUCAGUUGA
Ostreococcus tauri is the source of this 648-nucleotide messenger RNA. Its product is annotated as Protein of unknown function DUF1499. The record is from RefSeq and is a predicted model, not a curated record. Lineage: Eukaryota; Viridiplantae; Chlorophyta; Mamiellophyceae; Mamiellales; Bathycoccaceae. The coding region runs from base 1 to 648 and encodes 215 amino acids. The transcript has a single exon.